ACUCAACCGAUUGGUUAGAACCUUUUACAUCCAAAUCUAAUUAUUAAUAUUUUAUAUUUUUCUGUUCAAAAAAAAAUAAAUCUGGUAACGAAGAAUCUGAGCGGCACAUGCAAUGGCUUUCUAUAUAGCACUGCUUGAAAUAGAAGUAGAAUAAUAUUUAUCAGGUGGGUUUGAAAGGCGAUAGCUUUAGCCCAUUAGAGGAAACACCCGUUACAGCUCUCUAGGACAAUCGAUCGGUACUCAUGGCGUCAGCGACCUCCAUUGUUUCCGGCAUCAAUCCUUCAAGGAUCCUGACUUCCUUCAACUCCGCGAAUGACUACAGAAGAAUCAACCUGACCGGUGUUAAAACUUAUCCGGCGUUGACUGGGAGAGGAUACUCGUCGGUCGGAGCUGUGUCCUCAAUUCGCGGGAAUGCGAAAUCUUCCUUUCCGUCUUCCAGUCGCAUUUACCCUCGGAAUCUCGUUUUCAGAGCUGCACCUGAAGCUCUGCCAAGUGCUUGUGAAAAUGCCACCGCUUCUUCAGUCAAAUCUUUCAACCAGUUGAUUGAGUCUUUGAUUGAUCGGGUUAAUCUAUCUGAAUCCGAGACUGAAUCAUCUCUCGAGUUUUUGCUCAACGAGGCUAAUGAGGCACUGAUUAGCGCCUUUCUGGUUCUCCUGAGAGCUAAAGGAGAGACAUACGAAGAAAUUGUGGGGUUGGCUAGGGGAAUGAUGAAGCAUGCGAGAAAAGUGGAUGGAUUAGUUGAUGCCGUGGACAUAGUCGGAACAGGUGGCGAUGGAGCUAACACAGUCAACAUAUCAACUGGAUCUUCAAUACUUGCUGCAGCUUGCGGUGCAAAAGUAGCAAAGCAAGGGAAUCGUUCGAGCUCUUCUGCUUGUGGAAGUGCUGAUGUAUUAGAGGCACUAGGAGUGGUGAUUGACUUGGGACCAGAAGGGAUUAAGAGAUGUGUCGAAGAAUCAGGGAUCGCUUUCAUGAUGUCACCAAUAUACCAUCCAGCUAUGAAGAUCGUUGGUCCUGUCCGUAAAAAGCUUAAAAUCAAAACUGUUUUUAACGUACUGGGACCUAUGCUUAAUCCUGCUAGAGUCUCUUAUGCCGUCGUUGGUGUAUACCACAAAAACCUGGUUCUGAAGAUGGCAAAGGCACUGCAACGGUUUGGUAUGAAAAGAGCAUUGGUUGUUCAUUCAUAUGGCCUAGACGAAAUGAGUCCGUUAGGAGGAGGGCUAGUUUAUGAUGUGACCCCAGAAAAGAUUGAAGAAUUCUCAUUUGACCCAUUGGACUUUGGUAUUCCUCGGUGUACAAUUGAGGAUUUGCGUGGUGGAGGUCCAGACUACAAUGCGGAUGUGUUAAGACGUGUGCUUUCAGGGGAAACUGGAGCAAUAGCUGAUUCAUUGAUCCUAAACGCAGCAGCGGCUCUUUUGGUUAGCAACCGAGUUAAAACGCUAGGUGAAGGAGUAGCUUUGGCACGUGAAGUACAGUCGUCAGGGAAAGCUAUCAAGACGCUUGAUUCAUGGAUUCAUUCAUCUAAGCUAGCUCAGAAAUCUCAGUGAUUAUCUACAUAUAUAUUUGGAUAUUGUAUGCAGUGAACGACUCAAGAAAGGUUUGUAACUCUAGUUUUAUUUGUCAAGCAAGAACAAGAGACAAGAGAAAGUGAUACUCAAAACAUUACAAAAAUAUCAUCAUCCUUAAUAAAAGCAAGUGAAUCUGUUUUAUAUUAUGAUC
Molecule: messenger RNA, 1716 nt
Organism: Brassica oleracea var. oleracea
Lineage: Eukaryota; Viridiplantae; Streptophyta; Magnoliopsida; Brassicales; Brassicaceae
Product: anthranilate phosphoribosyltransferase, chloroplastic-like
Exons: 9
Coding region: 243-1544 (433 amino acids)
Biological process (GO): L-tryptophan biosynthetic process
Cellular component (GO): cytosol
Molecular function (GO): anthranilate phosphoribosyltransferase activity
Source: RefSeq, a predicted model, not a curated record